Myripristis murdjan (pinecone soldierfish) is the source of this 5056-nucleotide messenger RNA. It is a transcript of the gene phf14, whose product is annotated as PHD finger protein 14. NCBI's taxonomy places the organism in Eukaryota, Metazoa, Chordata, Actinopteri, Holocentriformes, Holocentridae. The transcript is spliced from 17 exons. Gene Ontology annotation, biological process: regulation of transcription by RNA polymerase II. The record is from RefSeq and is a predicted model, not a curated record. Bases 130 to 2721 code for a protein of 863 amino acids.
CACCAUGGUAACAACAUCCAGUCGUCUGCACGCUACGUCACUGUUGUGUGUUUUCCGUUGUCCACUUAACAUGCUGCUAAGGGGAGAGCUGUCUUGUUCCCUGUAGUAUAAACGACACAAAACAGAUAAAUGGACCGUGGUUUGAAGCGCCGGCAGGUGAAGCCACUUGCUGCCUCACUGCUGGAUGCCUUGGAUUAUGACAGCUCAGAUGACAGUGACUUUGAAGUUGGCGAUGCCUCAGGGUCAGAUGGAACAGGCAAUGGGAGUGAUGAGGAGGGUUCUAAAGGGAGUGCUGCAGGUUCAGACAGUGACUCUGAUAACAUUGGCUCUGCAGAAGAUGGCAUAGAUGAAGAAGAGGCCAAAGAACUGGCUGCUGAUGACACCUUAACUGAAGAUGAAGAAAAGACCAAACAACAGCCUUCUUCAGACAGCUCUACCAAAGACCCCCCCGCUGCGACCCCACCCAAGAGCCGACGCAAGAGCAAGAAGACUUCAGACACUGAGGCCACUGUGGCUGGCAGCAGUGGGAACGGAUCUACCUCAGCGUCCGGGUCGGGCAGUGUGAACACAGAGGAGGCUCAGGCUGAACCCAAGAAAUGGAAUUUCCGCAGGAACCGUCCUCUUCUGGACUUCACCACCAUGGAGGAGCUAAACGAGAUGGACGACUAUGACAGCGAGGACGACAAUGACUGGAGACCCACGGCUGGAAAGAAGAAAGGAAAGACGGCUGCUCAGAAAGGAGGGACUGAGGAGGAGGAAGGGGGCAGUGCCAGUGAUGACGAUGAUGAUGAUGAUAACGACGAUGAUGACGACGAUGAUGAUGACAAGGAAGAUGGUGACGACAACAACAACAGCAGCAGCGACAGUGAAAAAGAAGUGAAGAAGUCCAAGAAGAAGCCUAAGAGUAGCAGUACUUUUGAUGAGGAGCUGACUAAUGACAGCAUGUCCCAGGGAAAGGGCAAUGAGGAUGCCUUGCUGGACCGAGCCCAAACCUGGAGCUCUCAGCGGAUGGAGCAUAUCCUCAUCUGCUGCGUUUGCUUGGGAGACAACAGCGAGGAUGCAGAUGAGAUCAUCCAGUGUGACAACUGUGGGGUGACUGUGCAUGAAGGCUGCUAUGGUGUUGAUGGUGAGAGCGACUCGAUCAUGAGCUCUGCCUCAGAGAAUUCAACAGAGCCUUGGUUCUGCGAUGCCUGUAAGAACGGUGUGACUCCGAGUUGUGAGCUCUGCCCCAACCAGGACGGCAUCUUCAAAGAGACUGACGCUGGGAGAUGGGUACAUGUGGUUUGUGCACUUUAUGUCCCUGGAGUAGCAUUUGGCGACAUCGAUAAACUGCGACCAGUGACUCUCACAGAGAUGAAUUAUUCAAAAUACGGGGCCAAGGAGUGCAGUUUCUGUGAGGAUGCCCGCUUUGCCAGAACCGGUGUUUGUAUCAGCUGUGAUGCAGGGAUGUGUCGCUCUUACUUCCAUGUCACCUGUGCACAGAGGGAGGGGCUCCUCUCUGAGGCUGCAGCGGAGGAGGAUAUUGCCGACCCAUUCUUUGCCUACUGCAAACAGCACGCAGACCGCUUUGACAGAAAGUGGAAAAGGAAGAACUAUCUGGCCCUACAGUCCUACUGCAAAGUUUCCUUACAGGAGAGAGAGAAACAGCUCGCUCCUGAAGCUCAGGCUCGUAUCACCACCCGCUUGCAGCAGUACCGGGCGAAAGCAGAGUUGUCCAGGAACACCCGACCUCAGGCAUGGGUGCCCCGAGAAAAGCUGCCACGACCCCUGACCUCUAGUGCCUCCGCUAUUAGGAAGCUGAUGAGAAAGGCAGAACUGAUGGGCAUCAGCACUGAUAUCUUCCCUGUGGACACAUCUGACACCAACGCUAGCAUGGACGGACGCAGGAAACACAAGCAGCCUGCCCUCACAGCCGACUUCGUCAAUUACUACCUGGAGCGCAACAUGCGAAUGAUCCAGAUCCAGGACAACAUCUCCGAGCAGAAGAACUUGAAAGACAAGCUGGAGAGCGAGCAGGAAAAGCUGCAUGUGGAGUACAACAAGCUCUGUGAGUCUCUGGAGGAACUGCUGAAUGUCAACGGAGAGCUGAGGAGUGAAGGCCAGGCCAUGUGGACUCUUCUGGGAGGCAUCCUAGGCCAGAAACUGAAUGCUCCAGCUGUGCUGAAAGCCCCCAAGGAGAGGAAGCCUAGUAAGAAGGAGGGAGGAGCCCCAGGGAAGGCAUCCAGCCUCCCAGCCAUCCUCUACAGUUGUGGGAUCUGUAAGAAGAACCAAGACCAGCAUCUGCUGCUGCUCUGUGAUACCUGUAAGCUCUACUAUCACCUGGGCUGCCUUGAACCGCCACUAACACGCAUGCCCAAGAAGACCAAGAACAGCUACUGGCAAUGCUCCGAGUGUGACCAGGCCAGCAGCGACGAGGCAGAUAUCGCCAUGGAGACGCUGCCCGAUGGCACAAAGAGGUCCAGGAGGCAGAUCAAAGGACCAAUUAAAUUCAUCCCGCAGGAGAUGUCGCCAGAGCCCAAGAAACAUCAGAGAACCAGAGGGCAGAAGAGGAAGAGGGUGCCCAUUUGUGAAGACAGAGAGGAUAAAAUCGAGGAACCACCGCCACGGGAGCGCCGGCAGCGCCAGUCUGCAAUGCAGAAGAAACCCAAAGCCGACGACACAAGGACCGAGUGUACAACCUGCAAGGGACCAGGUGACAAUGAAAACCUAGUGAGGUUGUGAGAGCCGGGGCAGCCACCUCAACUCCCAAAAAAACUCGGGACAGAUGACCUUUGGCUUAGAGACAGAGAGAGGCAAAUUGAGGCGUUUGAAGAAUGGCGGUCGGGUCAGGCUGGAGAACGAGAUGCGCCCCCCCUCCCUUCUCCCCCUUGGUCUUCACCUCCCCAACGACCUCUGAACCAAACUGGACCAACAACUUGUCCAAUGAAAAUUGUGUGAAUUGUGUGAAAUCUAAGACAAGGACUCUAAUUGCUUGAGUGUUGCUUUGAGCCAAUAAGGUUUGGUUGUCAGGGAACUCUAAAGCUUGAACACACUGCGAGUAACUUGGUUGAUAGGUCACUCAAUUCUGACUGGCUGAGGGCCAUGCGAGAGGCGGUACUUAGAUUGCAUCUACAAAGUUUUGAGCAGGACAAAUAAACUAUGUAUUUAUACAAAGAAUGUGUUUUUUGCUAAUUUGGUAUAGACUUUGACAUCAGUUUAUUUAAUAUUGUGUUUAUGAGUUGCUAUGAAUUAAUUGCAAACACUUAUUAGGUAAAAUAAUAAUCAAAAGAAAAUAAUAAAAUGACUUCAGAUCAGAGCUCACAGUUGACCCAGUGGUGGAUGCAACCUUUCUCCAAGCAUCAUUUUUAACACAGUUAUUCCUUUAGUCUUUCAAAGGUGCAGAGAACUGGAAAGGUUUGAAUGACUGUAAUCAACUUAUUCAUUUUGCACUUGCCAUGUACAACUAUUGUUCAUGAAACGAACUCACGUUGAUAGGGAAACAAGGAAGCACUGUUGCUGAUUAUGUUACUCGCAGUGUGGAAGCACAGCAAAUGCUAAAAGUGCUAUAAAUGGCAUGAAACUGUUGCACUCUUUUAUGGACUUCCAAGUGUUGUUGUGACCCCUGUGCAUCCUUGGUGGCCAAAUCUCUUGUUCCACUUCUAACUGUAUGAAGGAGGAGCCAGGUUGAUGCUGGACUUUGGACUCACUGGGAAAACAGCAGUGAGCUUUUACUGAGAGAAGUGUAUUCUCCCUUUUCUGUCCUAACCGAAUCCUCUCUAUGUCUCUAGGUGCUCACCCACAUACUACAUAAAACUGUUUUAGCUCUCGUUGGUACCAGGACCACACUUUUCUCUUUUGACCCGCUCAUAAUGCUUCUCAUCUCAGCUAAUCAGUAGUAUUGAUUUAAGCCAUUUCCCACCCAAUCACCCUGUGUAUUUCAACCUAAAUUCCUUUAAUUGCAUAUGCACUUGAACCUAGGCUCUCUCAGUUUCUAGUUUUGUGUUGUGUUUGUUCAGUAACUGGAGGGAAAGAAGUAUUAGGAAACAUCAGUGUUUUGUAUAGAAAAGAUAACCCUUUCUGGUGUAUGACGUGUAGCGGUGCAGUGAUGCUACAAUAAAAUAUCUGUUGAAGAAACAAAAUAGGCUAGUUAACAGUAGUAGUAACUUAAAAUGUUAGUACAAAUGUCUUGAGUGUCUUUAGGCAUAUAGAAGUCUUCCUCUCUCUCUCUCUCCAUAUCUUCAAGUGACAGAUAAACUGACACCUCCUCAGAAAGAAGCCCAGCUUUGUCUCCAUGUCCCUGGUGGCCCAUAGUCAGCGCUGUCAGCACAACAGCUGCUUUCUGGUCUGUCAGGGCUCAUGACAAGUGUCACAUCCUGCCCUCAUAUGUCACUCUGUUGCCCAUCCAGGGCCCUAUAUGCAUGCAUUUGGGAGCAGUCAAACCCACACAGUUUGCUGCUUUUUCCCUUCUGGAAAGUCUGUCCAGGAAUGAAGCCAUGCUGGGUUUUUCUUUGGAGAUGAGGAGAUCCCUGUGCAGAGUGACUCGCUGACUCCUGAUCAGCCCAUUCCCUUCACUCAUGCCCAGUCAGUUUAAAGGACUGCUUGUCAAAGCUCCGGUGCAUGGCUAAAUCUAUUUACCCACAUCUGUACAUUCAUUUUAACCUGAAAUUAAGUGAUGUGCUCUUGUAGAGUUUGAAUGCCAGAUAGCUUCGUAGUGUGAUGAUGUGUACAGUAUUUAUUGAAGAGGUCAGUCAUCUUUUUUUUUUUUUCUUUUUGUGCCUACUUACUUUAUUAUACAGAAUAUCAUAAGCCUUCUUGUGUUGUGAACAGAGCUGAAGUCUUACUUGUGACAUACUCUUUAAAUGACUACCACUGUUUGUUUAUUCACUACACAUUUAUUUGUUUACAGACAUGCCUUUAAGGGAUUAAUUCUGAUUAAUUGUGUAAUGUAUGUAAUGUAUAACUGUGAUAUGAAGUAAGAAUGUGAAUGUUGCUGCUGUUGUGUAUGUGAAGUGUCUCUGGCCCCCUAGCUCUCUAAAAUUAAGCGGAGCUUUAAUAAACUCUUGACUUUUUCACCUUA